CAAAGACCAGCAUAAGAUGGUAGCUGGUUUUAGCUGGUUUAAGGUGGCAGUAGCUGGUCAAAGCUGGUCGUUCCAGCCUGGCAAAGCUGGUCAAGCUGGUGGGUCAACUAGACCAGCAUAAAAUGUGACCAAAACACAGCUAGACCAGCUAAAACCAAGUUGGGAGACCAGCUAAAACCAGCUCACCAGCUUAUAUUGGUCUUAGCUGGAUUUUUCAGUAGGGUGGUCAAUCUGAAAUUAUCUCUUCAUCUGGCUGCAAAACAAUACCAUGUCUUGUUAAAAAUAUUUGCGAGACUAUACGGCUGUGUGUCAUAGAUUUGACCACUAAAUGACCACUAAAGAUAGUUUAUACUAAAGAAAGACCUUUGCUGAACUCAAAAGCAUUAUUUAUUUCAUGACCUCUGCUCUGUGAAACGACCCACUUCCCAUAUUUAAGAAAUGUCUCAUGAUAAUUUUGUGUGCUUCAGCAUUUUCAAGACUCGCAGGUUUCGUUUGUGGUUUGACCAGUGAGAUGUUUAAUAGACUAACUCUUUUGUUUUAUCACUUUUCAUGUGUGCUGUCAAGUUUUAAACAUUUUGGUUAUAUUGUUCAUUAUCAAUAUUCAGCUGAAAAUAAUCAUCUACACAACAAUUCUCAAGAAAGGUUUGAGUGUUUUUUGCUGUUAAGUUGCAUGUUUGUGAAGGGGCGUAUAUAAGAUGUGGUUAUGCAGACGCUAAGAUAAGCGACACUAUCAACAGAAAAACAAACCUUAUUGCAUAUGCAUGAGGGGUGGGGCUUAAUAGACAUGAAGGGGCCGGAGGGCUCUAUAAAGCAGAUCUGGUGCUUUAGUUGAUUUCACUUGUUCUCUGUUUUCAUGUUGUAACUCUCUCUACUGGCCAUUAAAAGUUAGAUAUUCAGUGUCUUUCUCUCAGCUCUUUCACAAAAAAAUGGACCCUCAGGUGCCCAAAGACAAUUACAAAGCCGUAUGGUUGAUUUUCUUCAUGUUAGGUUUAGGCACUUUGCUGCCAUGGAAUUUCUUCAUGACUGCCACUAUGUACUUCACUAGUCGUCUAGCAGAUCCACAACCACUGAAUGCAGGAAACUUUUCAGUCAAUCAAACAGGAGGAGAAACACGGAGUGUCUUACAAGCCAAGUUUAAUAAUGUCAUGACUUUAUGUGCUAUGUUGCCCUUGCUGGCGUUCUCCUGCCUUAACUCAGUUCUUCAUCAGAGAAUUCCUCAGAAGUUGAGAAUCGCGGGAAGUUUGACGGCGAUCCUUGUCCUGUUUUUAUUGACUGCAAUUCUGGUGAAAGUGGAAAUUGAACCCUUUUCCUUCUUCAGCAUCACCAUGAUCAAAAUUGUCUGCAUUAACUCGUUUGGAGCCAUCUUACAGGGAAGUCUCUUUGGUAUGGCCGGUCUCUUACCAGCUUCUUACACAACACCCAUCAUGAGCGGUCAAGGGCUCGCAGGAACAUUCGCUGCCUUCGCAAUGAUCUGUGCAAUCGCCAGUGGUUCAGCUCUGAAGGACAGUGCGUUUGGAUAUUUUAUCACAGCAUGUGUUGUAAUAGGCAUUGCAAUCGCAUCCUAUGUGGCCCUUCCUAAAUUGGCUUUCUUUCAAUACUAUCAGAGUAACCAACACAAACCUGCUGGAGAUGAGGAGAAUAAGAUGGGCUUAAUGAAGACAGAUCCAAAUAAACCAGAAGACAAGACUACAGAAGAGACUAAACAAUCUCCUUCAGUCCUGAACAUCUUUAAAAAGAUCUGGGUUAUGGCUCUUUCUGUGUGUUUUGCUUUCACAAUCACUAUUGGCACAUUUCCUGCAGUUACUGUGGACGUUCAAUCUUAUGCUGCUGAUGGUGGAGCUUGGGGAAAGUAUUUUAUUCCUGUGUCCUGUUUUCUCUUCUUCAAUGUGUUUGACUGGGCGGGUCGCAGCCUUACAGCUGUCUGUAUGUGGCCUGGGAAAGACAGUAAAUUACUGCCGGGUCUUUUAUUGGCUCGUGUGAUAUUUGUACCUCUCUUCAUGCUGUGUAAUGUUCAGCCCCGACUUAAUCUACCCGUGUACUUCACACAUGACGGCUGGUAUAUCGCGUUCAUGAUACUCUUCGCUUUUUCCAAUGGAUAUCUGGCCAGUCUCUGCAUGUGCUUCGGACCCAAGAAAGUUGAUCCGAGUGAGGCGGAGACAGCUGGAGCUAUCAUGGCUUUCUUUCUGUCCCUCGGCCUCGCUCUCGGAGCGUGUCUCUCCUUCUUGUUCAGAGGAAUCAUCUAAAGUCACAGUCUGGAGAUCUCUGGAGAUCUUUAGUGAGCAUUUCCACAUGAACAGAGAUUAAAGACAUUGCAGCUGUUUCAUCCAUCUGAAAAUGUGCUGAAGAUCCAGAAGAGCCCUGAAUUAAACAAAGCUACAGAUGGGCUGUUUGAUUUACGCAGAGGAUCUUACAGGACGAGGCCUGACCUGCUGACGCAAGAUAUUUUGAGUCUGCUUUCACCCCAAAAUGAACUCUCAUGUUAAUUUAGACCCGAUGAACUCUUUUCCUGGAUAAGCUCAGGUGAUGGUGACCAUAUCUACACUGAAAAAAUGAUUGAAUUUAAGUUUUCUUAAAAUAUCUUUCUUUCUUUAUUUAUUCUUCACACUAUUCCAGCAUCUUUGGCAGUAACCAGUUAAUCUAUAGACAAGUUGAUCCAUACACAGGCUAGAUUUGGUAUCUCUUAUUCACCGAACUUGCCUGUUUUUGGCCCGUGAGAGGAAACCGGAGUAAACCCACGCUGACACAGGGAAAACAUGCAAACUUCACACAGAAAGGACACCUGACUUAGCCAGGGCUCAACCUGGGGACAAAAUGAAUUUCUAAUCUCUAAUUCAAUUAUGUACACCAGUUCAACAUGAUUAAAUCAAGUUUAUGUUAAUUUCAUUUUAAGAAAACUCAAUUCAAUCAUGUAGAACUGAUGUCCACAAGUUUUUUUUCAGUGUACCAAAGUCCAGAUCACCUGUUGUUGUUGUUCUUUAAAGAGUUUAAUGGACUGUGACGUCUACUGUACUGUAUAGACAACAGCCACGUGAAGAUUAUUUAAAAUAUCAUAACUUUAUGAAUGUAAAAGACAAGUAUAAAUGAUUGAGCAUUUUUGGGUGAAAUAUUCAUUUGAUGUCUUUAUUUUUGUAUUAGUAUAUUAAUAUUAUUUUAAGAUAUUUUAAGCAUUAUUUUACAUUUAUUUUUAUCAACAUAUAUUUAAGAUUCAAGUUGCAGUUGUAUGUUUGUCAAACAAUGUUUUAUUAUAAACUUGCUUGUUUAUUGUAUAUAUAAAGAAAUAGAUUGUACUAGUUGAGUCUUUUAUUAUAAGAUUUAAGACAUUUGUGUAUUUUAAACAGUUUAUAUUACAAGUAAAAUUGCAUUGUAAUGUUAUAAGUUUAGAUAAAUCAAGAGGAAGUUUCGAGGUAUCAUGCUCACAAGUACAAAACUCUACCUCAUUCAGGUCACUUGUGCCGUAUUAAAGCAAUGUUUUACAACACUACACAUCUAUCUGAAGGAACCAAUGAGCCAAAUAUAAUAUCACCUAUAUGAAUAAAAACUGUUUAUUUCUUCAUUGA
Paramisgurnus dabryanus is the source of this 3557-nucleotide messenger RNA. It is a transcript of the gene slc29a1b, whose product is annotated as solute carrier family 29 member 1b. Lineage: Eukaryota; Metazoa; Chordata; Actinopteri; Cypriniformes; Cobitidae. The record is from RefSeq and is a predicted model, not a curated record. Gene Ontology annotation, biological process: uridine transmembrane transport. Gene Ontology annotation, cellular component: plasma membrane. Gene Ontology annotation, molecular function: nucleoside transmembrane transporter activity.